Messenger RNA from Beta vulgaris subsp. vulgaris (sugar beet), 1322 nucleotides. RefSeq lists its product as uncharacterized. The transcript has 7 exons. Lineage: Eukaryota; Viridiplantae; Streptophyta; Magnoliopsida; Caryophyllales; Amaranthaceae. The record is from RefSeq and is a predicted model, not a curated record. The coding region runs from base 86 to 1132 and encodes 348 amino acids.
AGACGGAUGAAGUAUUAACAUUAAUAUAGCUUACAAAAAAAGGAAGAGAGAGCGAGAAGGGGGAAAAGGGUUAAGCAAAAAAGCAAUGGGUACGGAAGUGAUGACGAAUUGGCGCAAUCGCAGGUUGCGCUCGAAGCCUCACCGUUACAGAGAUGAGUUGAGCGAAGAUGACUGCAUGCCUGCGUUUGACAUGUCAGCUGAUGAAUCUAAAUACUUGCGCGAUCACAAGGAAUUUUGUGACUUAUUGUCCAAAUCUGGAGAUGAAGAUAGUGAGGAGGGAGCAGAAGCCAGUAAGAAGCGGUAUGCAACCAUUGCACUAAGCUCCUGUGAUGACGUGAACUACGAGCUUGUGGAGACUGGCCCCUUAGCAGUGGCAUACACUCCAACGGGUCGUAUUUUGCAUUUUAACUUCAAAGCUAAGGAUAUAGAUGAACCUAGUGCUGCAGUAGAGACUCUUUUUGGUGAGCUCAUCGAAACCAAUACCAAUGAUUUUACUGUCGAGAAUGUCAUCUGCUUGGGCUCAAGCGACUCACUACCAGCUAAACCUGAGACUCAUGGUUGCCUCUAUUGUGGUUCUCGUGCUAUUCAUCAUCCUGAAAGCCCCAUGUGCUUCCGAAGAGGUGGGGAAUAUCAUUGGGAAUUCUUGUGUUCCGUAGUCCCAAAGAUCCGUGAUUAUAUCAAGGAGGGAAAAAAAAACAAAGACGGAAAAAAGUUCAUUCCUAGGUUCUUGCAUCCUGGAAUUCAGUUAGUUGAUAAGCUUGAUGCUUGCUCUACAGACAAAACGUAUGCAACUGUAGCCUUACGCGUGUUUAAUGCAAAAGAGGGUACAAACUUUGAGCUUGUGGCGACUGGCUGUGUCCGACAAGCAUUUACGUCGAUAUGUUUUGUCUUGCAUAUGAACUUCAAGGCGAAGGACAGAAAUGAUCCUAAUGCUCCAGUCCUGACUUUUUUUGCCGAAGUGAUCAUAAGUUUCCCUAUUUGGUUUGCUGACUUUUGCAAAUGCUUGGGGCCAUCUGAUUCCUUGCCAGAUGAAGCUGAUAUUCGCGGUUGUUGUUAUUGUCAAUCCUCUGUUCAUCAUCCUCCUGGUCCGGGGUACCUUACUGGGCGGUCGUCGUAUCGAAAUUAUAAUUAAAAUCUGAUGCAGUUAUGAUAGUCUAAAUUAUGAUCUUGCACUUGUAGUAGAAAGGCCUGUGUGCCCCUUCUAACUGUGAUAAAACUUACGUGCAGCCUAUGUAUCGUUUAGUGUAGCCUCCCGUCCUUCCUUGCAGUUCAAGAGCUCAUUGACCACAUAUCUAUUGACCACAUAUCUUCCUUUUGGAAAA